Messenger RNA from Ochlerotatus camptorhynchus, 6753 nucleotides. RefSeq lists its product as uncharacterized. The transcript is spliced from 6 exons. NCBI's taxonomy places the organism in Eukaryota, Metazoa, Arthropoda, Insecta, Diptera, Culicidae. The record is from RefSeq and is a predicted model, not a curated record. Bases 1346 to 5743 code for a protein of 1465 amino acids. Gene Ontology annotation, molecular function: RNA polymerase II transcription regulatory region sequence-specific DNA binding; DNA-binding transcription factor activity, RNA polymerase II-specific. Gene Ontology annotation, biological process: regulation of transcription by RNA polymerase II.
UUUGGUCCAUUCCAUCCUUUAGUCGAUGUUUAGCCUAUACCUAGAGUAUAUAUUCAUGAUUGCAAUUUGUAAACAGAUGAUCUGGCUUUUUAUCUUACGCCAUGUCCUGACAAAGGAAGUAAAACGGGAAAAUGUUGAAUCUCGCUUGCAUAUACCUCUCUCACCACACUGCACCCUAUGGAAACAACACCGCGAAGAGUUUCAUAUUUCCCUUCAGCUGGCGGUGUGGCUGCUGCCUCCCAAAGGGGUGAUCGAAUUAGCGUCGGAAAACAGAUCCCCUUGCCGAUUGAUGGUCAAAAAAAAAAAAUUACCUUCCUUGUCGAAGAAACACCGCAAAAUUGAACGAUUGGCGACAUUCAAAAUAGGACGACCAAAGAUCACCAGGGCCGGACCAGAAGAAAUUUCCCUAUUGCAAAACGAACACCCCUACGGUGUUUAUCGCGUUUCUGCUAUUACUGCUGAUUAUGGUGGCAGGCUGAGCAGCACAAGGGAUGAUGGUGCGAUACUGUGGGCAGUAAGGAAACGAAACGGCCGACGCUGGUACUGGUGCUGCUGCUGCUGGUACCAUUCUGUUGUGGCUGGCCUAGCACUGGUGCGGAGUAUUGACGACACAGAGACGACGACCACGACGACGGAAGAAGGUCCCGAAUGCGCAUGCUUCGAAUUUAUUCAUAGAAAGCCCCACAGCAGCAACACCAGCAGCAGCAGAAGUAGAAACAGAAGCAGCAGUUGUUAGAGCAGCUUGUGGUGAACGACUGACAGAGAUUUAACACUAUGUGAGCUCCACUUUCGGAUUUCUACUAGCAAGAAAAUUGCCUCAAAUUCUUGGAAAUUGUGAGAUGAAAAUGGUGAAAAAUCAGUAACAUCCUGAUCUUAAACUCGUGUGUUCCGAUCUUUGCUGUGAUGCUUGUAUAGUAACGCUGGCUAGAAGUUGAAGGCAUUUGUCCUAGUCAACAGCACUAGGCAAAGGUUGUUGUUUGGUGCAAAGAUCAUCAUCCUUGCUGUUACUGCUGGUGCUGGUGCUGCUGCUUUUGGUGGUGUUCUUUUGCUCUGUGAAAAAUAAGAGGGUAUAUAUGUAGUAGUGUUACAAGGGCAGUGGGUAUUCGCCCGAGAUACAGUGUGAAGAAUGUCUACUUAAUCCCGAGUAGCACGGGAAAUGAAGAAAACAAUUUUCAGAAGUUUUCCACACGUUUGAGUGGUGUGGUGAGUUGAGAGACACAACUAUUUACUCGAUGAUUGUGACCUUCGGAACGAGAAUAACGCACAUAAAUAUUGGAUUGAACCGACGAAAUUCACGCGAAACGAUGGACGCGCCAAAGCAGUACCCCACCGACAAUCCUGAAAUAUGGAUGCGCCAUCAAUGGUCCAACGUGAUGGCGACAAAUUGAUCGUGCGGCGUGUGGUCAGUGGCGACGAAGUGAUUCUCAACCAAACCGACUCCCCAUCGUCGGUAGCGUCCAGCAAGGACGUCCAGCACCAAUCGUCAUCGGCGUCGAAUCAAUCCCUGGCGGAAAUCUAUCCCAGGGAAGAGGAUCUCAGUAAAUUUGGCCUGAUUUUGGAAGACAGUGCCCAGAAGAGUUCUACCAGUGAAACCGGUGACAGUACAGAGCAUCAGUUGCCCCAGUGUAAGAUUAAGCGAAACUAUUCGUGUAGUAAUUGUACGUACUUUACCCAAAACCCACGAAAGUAUUUAACUCAUCUGCGAGAUGUUCACGGUGAGAAGAUUAUUAUCAACGAAUGCAAGCGAUGCCUGUAUGCCUCGCGCCACUAUCAGAAGCUGGUGCGCCACAUGAAGAUGGUGCACGGCUCGACGGACGGAAUCAAGACACCGUUUAGUUCGCGAAGACGUGGAACGUUUCGAAAAGAGUAUUUCAAGAAAAAUAAAUUCAAAAUGAAUACCAAUAUAACGGAUAGUGAUUUUUACAGUCAAAGUAGAGCUAACUAUUUCGAUCAGCUGAGCAAGAUGCUGCGCGGUGCGGCAGGAAGCAGUGCGGCAAGUGAGACUGCCGGGGACAAUCCAAUGUACCUUACACCCAACUUCAAACCCGGCCUAACACUGGCCGACCAGGCACAACAGUUAUCGCAGCUAAAGGGCUCAUCAAACAUAAAUAUCUUCACUGAUAACGGUGGAAGCUCGUCGCUCGGCUGUGCUAGUGCUAGUGGUGAUUCAAGCAGUCAGGUAAACAACGACGUUCUGGCCAUGUUGCAGCACAAUUUGGUGGAUAAGAAUAAGCAACUUACGAUCACUCCUACUUCUAUGGCAAGCGGUAGUGGGGGAAGUGGAGCGGAUAUGGUUACGAAACCGAAGAAGAAGGUACGUCCCAUCCCCGAUCUGAUACCUCUACACAGUAUCGGUCAGCUGCAUCUGCAAGGAGAGGUGGGUAAGACGUAUCAUCUAAACCCAGAGGUCACCAUCAAAAGUCGCGUUGCCGAUAGUGAUAAUAACAACUCCAUAAAUGCUAGCACGUCUGGGAAGACGUACGUCAUCGACGAUGAAAGUCCAAUCAAUCUGACGGCAGAUCAGAAUGGCGAUAAGAGUCUACAGCAUCAGUGCAUCUUUUGCCACAUUAUGGUGAGAACGACGGACGAUUUGGCGAUGCAUUUGCGAACGUGUCACAGUGAGGAACUAUUUGCCUUACUGUUGCAAAAGAAACCCGAAGAUAAUGGACAAACAGAGCUACAGUCGUAUACAGCAGAGAGCUUAACGAUAGACAUCUGGAAGAGGCUGUUGGAGAACAAUAAGGCGAUAAUGGAAGAGCAAGAGUCUCGUGAAAACGAUAGCGAAAUGCAAUCUGGACAGUUUUCCAACGAUGAGGAUGAUGCGGAAACAGUCGAGUCAGCAAUAAGUAGGAACGACACGUAUUUAGGAGUGGAAACUGCUCCCGGGUAUGGCGAGGUAACGAGUAAGCUCAACAUUGACGAUGGUACUACCCAAACAUCAAUUAUGAAAAAGGUAUUCAAGUGUCCACAUUGUUCGUUCUGGGCCUCGACGGCUUCCAGAUUUCACGUUCACAUUGUGGGUCACCUGAACAAGAAGCCCUUCGAAUGCUCGCUUUGCUCUUACCGAUCGAACUGGCGUUGGGACAUUACCAAACACAUUCGCUUGAAGACGAUUCGAGAUCCUAGCCACAAGAACGCCGGAGUCUUGAUGAACGACGAAACCGGACGAAGAAACUAUACCAAGUACAAUCGGUAUAUUACGUUGAUGAAAGUCACCGACAACAGCUAUAAGGACAGUUCCUCGAGCUCAAAGUCCAUGAUCGAUACAAGCCAAGCUGACUACCUAGCCAUGUGCAAAGCUGGAGAAUCGCCGGCCAGCUUGAACAGCUUAGCAAAGAUGUACUCCAGCGAGGAAUUGGCCCAGGCGUUCAACUUGGCUACCAUGAACCAGAUGGCCAGAUUCGAACCGGAGAUGCUGCAAAACCUCGUGGGAAUGCCGAAACCCUUGCCAGCCGAAGAUGCUAAGCAAUCACCCCAGAAGGUGACGUUCAAAUGUAAAAAGUGUAAUUUCAAGAAUCCCUUCCGUGAGCUAGUGCUGCUGCACAUCAAGUCCACCCAUAUGACCAUAGAUAAAUCGAACAACGCCGAGGCUGAGCUGGAUCUGAUGCCUUGUGGCGAGGACCAAGACGGCGAACCGAUCGAAACCGUUACCACAGCAACAAACAGUACGCUUAAUGCACAAUCUCCGCUAAGAACAUCAUUAUCACCACUGUCGGUUGUUAGUCCAAGAAGCGAUAGCGGUAACAUCGGUGGUUUGACCGGUGCCUCCACCAGUGCUAGUACCACUCCAAGUGUGACUUCCGGUUCGGCCGGUGGCUACAAUAGUAACCAUUUUACUACUAACGCUACAUUAAUUGGUGUCGGAUUAAACUUUACCCAGGCUGUAGCUAAUGACAAUCGGUUGGGAACUACCUAUACUCUCAGUAAUACUAUACCUAGUGUCGUGUUUGGUGGUGAGGUGAAUAGGACGAUAAACACUGCUAGUACAACUACCAAAUCUACUACUAUAAGCGCUAGUUCUGCAUCGGCUAGUACUACCAAUACCAAUACCACUACUACUCCUCCCUCUACUAGUACUACCACUACCACUACCACAACGGGUGGCAAGGGGGCGUCCAACACGUGGCGUCCGAGUGCCCCGUAUCGGUGCGGUCAUUGUCAUCAGGUGUCGAAUUGGAAGCAUGUCAUCCAGAGGCACUGCCGUUUAAAGCAUAACGGCAACGUGCUCAUCGAGAUGGUCAACACCGCAAAACAGUCACAAAACGUAACUGAUACACGCAAUUUGAAGAAAGUGAGAAAGCCAUUUCAAUCAUUCGACUCAGUUUCACAGGAUAUCCCCGUACAGCCGGUCACGCUGCACCCGAUAGAGCUUGUCCCCGAAGUCAGCCUAAUUGUCCAGGAUGAACCAAUCAUUCACCCUUCAUCGCGGGAGAUCAUCCACUACCCAAACAUUAACAGCAGCACCGCCGUCCACAGUAUCAGCAUAGCUCCCGUAGCAACGCGUACCUCACCAAUGACCAUGACGUUCAUCAAUCUGACGGACGAAUCCUCCAUGGAACCGCCCUCAUCAUUUCCGACACCAAUGCAAACCGACAGUGCCCCAACCAGUGAUGCCACCACGGAAGAGCCGUAUGAAGAACCGGUGGCUCCCCGAUUGAAACGGUACCAGUGUGAUGCGUGUCCCUACGUGACCGACAGCAAGACCCAGUUUGCCUACCACAAGUCUUUCCACAAACCACGUGGUGAUCCGUAUAAAUGUAACAUAUGUUCAUAUAACGUCACAAAGAAGCACCUGUUAAUUCAGCAUCAGAAGACACAUGCAGAAAGAACUGUUCCCUCGACUACAUCCAAUAGCCAUACUGUAUCGAAGGCCAGAACAACUACCACUACAAAAACGGUCGGAGGAGGCGGCGAACUUUCCAUAGUGAUGGGUAAUGAAACCAAGUCUACUGGAUUGACGCCAGCCGAUAUCCUAGACCUGACGAAGAAAAUGCGCGACGAAGUGAGCAUAACACCUGCCAGUGGGACUCCCACCGGGAAGAUACAUGUAGACGAAAAGAUCGUCUACUACUGUGCCUAUUGUCCGGCUCGAUACUUGGAUGAAAGUGAAAUCGUUAUCCACCAGAAUCGUCAUACGCAAGAGGAAAAGUACAAAUGUGACCUUUGUUCGUUUUCUACGUGCGACGAGUCCGGUAUACCGACCCACAGGAAUGUCCAUUCAGUCAAUUACCACAGAGGCACAGAAGAGCUGCAAAAGUUGAACAUCGAAAGCAAUAAGCAUCCACGUUCGAAGCUAGUCCAGGUCGGUGAAAGUGAAAAACUAUGGGUAGUUCAGAUGGACCACGAAAAACUCCACAAUGAACAUGCCGAAACGCCGGAACCUGAAGGUAAACCUCGUCCGCGGAGAUCAACCAGAUCCAAGAAUAGCAGUCCAAUGGUGACGACCGCCAUUACCGAGAUAACCAAAGAACCAAAGGUUUACAGCUGUGAACAUUGUGAUUACACGGACAGCUCGGAGUGUUCCUUUAAGGAUCAUGUGAAAUUCCACUUUUCGGAUAUUAUGCUCCCCAAGGUGGAUAAGUACGCCGCAUUGGACAAGUCGGAGGUAAUGUUCAAGCUGAUCGCAACCUCCAAAGAUAAUCCAAUCGAAGAAUUCGAACUGCGCUACGAUUCAGAUGGAGUUGUGAUGGACACCGACAUCAGCGAAUGCAACAGUACCGAUAGGAUUAUCAUUGACUUCUAAGCUAAUAGAUGUAAUAAACUACACGCAGAUUCACUUACACAAAAUGGAAAGUAGUAAGCAUAUAAUCUCCACACAAAACACACGUAAAUAGAAAUGUAAAAUGACCAGUGCACAUGUAAACGACACCUGAAAUUUAGCAUGUAAGUAAUUUCCUGUAAAAUCAAGGAGUGAAGGUUCUUCGUAGUUUGCCAUUCAACCAAAAUUGGAACAAUGAGAAAAUCUCAAACAAGUACAAAUUGAGUUAUUUUAUUUUUAGUAACGAAAUUUUAGCCAAUCGAAAAAACAAACAAAAAUAGAAAUCUUCAGUUAGUUUUCUAGUUUCGUAAUGCACCUAAUAAGGACUAAUCAGUUUAUUUUGUUCCCAACGAUAGCGCAUAUUUACACAACACACACACAAGGAUCAUAGCUAUUAUUCAACCACGGGCUUUAAGGGAUAUUUCUGUUGCAAUUAUAGGACAGCUUCUUCGGUUUAGAUUUUAGUUUUCGCGCACACAUACACACAUUUUACUUUACAUUACAACCCAAGAAAGGAAACGCUUCACGGCCGCAUUUGAUGCGUAGUUUGCAUGCAAAAAGCUAGUAUUAUUGAAUAAUUUAAUCGUACUCAUCAUCAAUUGAAAAAAAAACGGAAAAGGAAAUAAAAUCACGAUGAAUUCCAUUUUACCAGUAACUAUUAGGACCACAAUCGGAGCCAAAGUGUAAUCAAUCAAAAUUAUUUAAUUACAGUUAAGAUAUAACGGUAAACAGCGAGAAUGGUAGAGUUUGUAAUUACUGGUACGUGCUGUUUGUAGGAUGUACUUUCGAUUGAUUGAAUAAUGAAGUAGGCGAGGAAGCAUUAGACUAGAGUAUGUAGAGGAAAGAUAUACAGAGCAAAUACUUUGCGGCACAAUAUCAGACCGAGUAGUUUUCAAUAUUGUAUCGUACGUGUAAAUAUUCGAUCUUAGCUGAUAACAUUUGUUGUUGAAUUUGAUUUUUAGGAACUUGGCGUUAAUAAACUAAAUGGUUAUUUA